This is a messenger RNA of Fundulus heteroclitus (mummichog), 3220 nucleotides long. It is a transcript of the gene lnx2a, whose product is annotated as ligand of numb-protein X 2a. The transcript has 11 exons. Lineage: Eukaryota; Metazoa; Chordata; Actinopteri; Cyprinodontiformes; Fundulidae. The coding region runs from base 344 to 2617 and encodes 757 amino acids. The record is from RefSeq and is a predicted model, not a curated record. Gene Ontology annotation, molecular function: ubiquitin-protein transferase activity; metal ion binding; protein binding.
CCUCUCCAAAGGCACGGGGGCGUUUUCGUGCGGGUUUGCGGUCCGGUCGGUUGCGGCGAAUGCGGGAUCGGGAUCGGGAUCCCGCCGCUGACAAUUGUCCGCCUCCCCCCCCCCGCCCCCCUCACCCCCUCCCAACCAGCCCGGUUCGGGGGCCCGAGCGCCCUGCGCGGAGGAGCCGCCGGUGAAAGAGGGCUAUGUGCCAUCGGCCGCCGGAGGGCUUCUGUCCUCUCUGCAACCUGUUCAACGUUUGAGGCUUAUGGGAUAGGAGUGUGCGCCCCUUCCCGUCCCUGCAGCCCAACUGGAGUCAUUUGUGCCAAAGUUGAGCUGUGCUAAAGGACAAGCGAUGGGCAGCCCGGGCUGCGAGGUGGACGUCGUCAGGCCCUCGGACCCGCCCCUGGAGGUCGCGUGUCCGGAGUGCGGCCAGAUCCACCGCAGCUGGGAGAACCACCUUUAUAAUUACCGUCUGGAGGUGGACGACGACCUGGUGUGCCACAUCUGCCUGCAGCCCCUGGUGCAGCCACUGGACACGCCGUGCGGACACACCUUCUGCGCCCGCUGCCUGCGCAGCUUCCUCCAGGAGAGGGACUUCUGCCCCCUGGACAGGACCAGGCUGCAGCUGCAGGCGUGCCGCAGAUCCAGCAUCCUGGUGCACAAGCUGCUAGACAAGCUGUCUGUGACCUGCCCUUUGAGUCCCGUCUGCUCCCUCAGCAUGCCACGGUGUGACCUGGAGGCGCACCUGAAACACAGGUGUCCCGGGACUCUGUGUCAGCAGACGACCGUGGACGGGCCACCAUGUGAGAGCGGCGACGAGCGAGCUAUGGUGACCACCCCCCCAAUAUCGCCCCACUCCCCACAGACGGACCUGAGAGACCGCACGCCCUCGCCGCCACCUGGACCCGCUAACGCCUGCGGCAAUGGACCUGCGUGGACCGACGCCGCCGGCCUUGACAACCCUGCGUUUGAAGAAAGCACAGAGGAGGACAGUGUGCUGGGGUUGGAGUGCGUGGUCCCCAGGGUGAAGCGGCCCCUCAGCAACCCCUGCAUCCAUCUCCUCCGCUCUGUCAGCUCCACCUCCUCUGGCUGGGACUGCCCCGAGUCUCCGCCUCUGUCUGCAGAGGAAGGCUGUGUGAAGUUGCCCUCCCUUCCUGAAGGAGAGAUAACCACCAUAGAGGUCCACAGGGCCAACCCGUACGUUGAGCUAGGAAUCAGCAUUGUCGGUGGAAACGAAACCCCUCUCAUCAACAUAGUGAUUCAGGAAGUGUACAGAGACGGGGUCAUCGCGCGGGACGGGAGGCUGCUGGCUGGAGAUCAGAUACUGCAGGUGAACAACGUGGACAUCAGCAAUGUCCCGCACAGUUUCGCCCGCUCCACCCUGGCGCGGCCCUGCACCACCCUGCAGCUGACUGUGCUGAGGGAGCGCCGCUGUGCCUCCAGGGCUCCUCCCUCCUCUUCCUCCUCCUCCUCCACCACCCCAGCCGUGCCCCACGCCCCCUGCUCCACGCCCGAGGGUGCCCCCUCCAGCCCCGCCACCCUGAGGAUCACCCUCCACAAGCGAGACUCCGCGGAGCAGCUCGGCAUCAAGCUGGUCCGCCGGACGGACGAGGCGGGGGUGUUUGUGCUGGACCUCCUGGAGGGAGGCCUGGCGGCGAAGGACGGCAGACUGCGGAGCAACGACAGAGUGCUGGCUGUCAACGACCAGGACCUUUGCCACGGCACCCCGGAGCAGGCCGCUCAGAUCAUACAGGCAAGCGGAGAGCGAGUCCACCUCCUGAUCGGACGACCCAACAAACCAACCCCGCCCCCGCCGCCUAAAUCAAGCUCAACCAGAGACCUGUACUGCCUUGACCACUUCCUGCCAAAUCACAGCUCUACCCCAAGCCCCGUGCCGCUGCACCUGUCCCGUACCAGCACUCACCGAGACCUGGCACAGUGUGUGACUUGUAAGGAAAAACACAUCACCGUGAAGAAGGAGCCCCACGAGUCCCUGGGCAUGACGGUGGCGGGAGGCCGGGGCAGCAAGAGCGGGGAGCUGCCCAUCUUCGUCACGAGCGUUCAGCCGCACGGCUGCUUGUCCCGGGAUGGACGGAUCAAAAGAGGCGACGUCCUGCUGAGCAUCAACGGUGAGGACCUGACAUAUCUGAGCCACAGCGAGGCCGUCGGGACCCUGAAGGCCAGCGCCGCUUCGCCCUCGGUGCAGCUGAGAGUGCUGGAGGUCAGCAUGGUGGAGGAGCACGACCACGACGAGCUGCUGCCUCACGCCCACGACAGCGACUUCGACGCCAACUGGUCCCCCUCGUGGGUCAUGUGGCUGGGCCUGCCCAGCUACCUACACAGCAGCCAUGAGAUCGUGUUGCGGAGGAGCCACCCCGGUAGCUGGGGCUUCAGCAUCGUUGGUGGGUACGAGGAAAGCCACGGCAACCAGGCAUUUUUCAUCAAGACCAUCGUCCUCGGGACGCCCGCAUACUACGAUGGCCGCCUUAAGUGUGGAGACAUGAUAGUGGCGGUGAACGGCCUGUCCACGGCGGGAAUGAGCCACUCCGCUCUGGUGCCCAUGUUAAAGGAGCAGCGCAGCCGGGUGGCGCUGACGGUGGUCUCCUGGCCCGGCAGCCUGGUUUAACCAGGACAAAAACGCCCAGCAAGCCUUCACCCAGACCGCUCUGAGUCGGGAAACAACCUCGGCCAAACCGAGCCGGUGCAUCCUACCGUACAUCGCUCCAUACCGGGUUUGAUCCAGGACCAAACGCACCCAGGACUGUUGUAGACCCAGCAGGACCAACCAGAGGGGGGGAUUAUCCAGAUCGUGCCACGUCACUCGACAGACUGCACUCCUGAACUGACACUGCUGCGUUUUCAUAUGGUCAUGUUGCCGUGCUCCAACCGUUUGACAUGCAGUCUGUGCCGUGUCCACCUCACUGAGCAGUGCUAGAACCUCGGGGUUUUAUUCAGGCGCACGCGUCGUUGGAGGUCGCAAUUAAUAAUAAAAAAAUAAAAACCCUAAUCUGAUCCUCUGUCACCCAAGAUAAAAUAAAAUGCAAAUCACCUUGGAGGUUUUUGUCCGCCACGCCAGCGACGUUUCCGCCUGAAUGAGCCCAAGGCCUUAUUAGAAACCUGCCACAUCCUGAGGGAGGUCAGCCUUCAGGUGUCAUCACCAUACAACCAGCUGACCUUUUAUACAUGUGUGAAUGUGUGUUUUGUUUAAUAAACAUUUCCUUUUCAGGAU